Messenger RNA from Nycticebus coucang (slow loris), 471 nucleotides. RefSeq names its product ubiquitin-40S ribosomal protein S27a-like. Lineage: Eukaryota; Metazoa; Chordata; Mammalia; Primates; Lorisidae. The coding region runs from base 1 to 471 and encodes 156 amino acids. The record is from RefSeq and is a predicted model, not a curated record. Gene Ontology annotation, molecular function: protein tag activity; ubiquitin protein ligase binding; structural constituent of ribosome. Gene Ontology annotation, cellular component: ribosome; cytoplasm; nucleus. Gene Ontology annotation, biological process: translation; modification-dependent protein catabolic process; protein ubiquitination. The transcript has a single exon.
AUGAUCCAGGUUUUCAUAAAAGCCCUUACAGGGAAGACCAUCACUCUCAGUCUUGAACCCUCAUAUACAAUAGAAAAUGUAAAGGCCAAGAUCUGGGAUGAGGAAGGAAUUCCUUCUGAUCAGCAAAGACUCAUUUUUGCUGGCAAGCAACUGGAAGGUGGACGUACUUUGUCUGACUACAAUAGUCAAAAGGAGUCCAUUCUUCAUCUUGUGUUAAGACUUCGUGGUGGUGCUAAGAAAAGGAAGAAGUCUUAUACCACUCCCAAGAAGAAUAAGAAUCAGAGAAGGAAGGUUAAGCUGGCUGUCCUGAAAUACUCUAAGGUGGAUGAGAACGGCAAAGUGAGUGGUCUUCGUCGAGAGUGUCCUUCAGAUGAGUGUGAUGCUGUAGGCUUUAUGACCAGCCACUUGGAUAGACAUUAUUGGGGCAAAUGCUGUUUAACUUACUGCUUCAAUAAACUAGAAGAUAAGUAA